Messenger RNA from Formica exsecta, 3939 nucleotides. Its product is annotated as endoplasmic reticulum metallopeptidase 1-like. The transcript is spliced from 14 exons. Bases 228 to 2882 code for a protein of 884 amino acids. Gene Ontology annotation, biological process: proteolysis. Gene Ontology annotation, molecular function: metalloexopeptidase activity. The record is from RefSeq and is a predicted model, not a curated record. Lineage: Eukaryota; Metazoa; Arthropoda; Insecta; Hymenoptera; Formicidae.
ACAUAUAUAUAAAUUAUAUAUUAGACGCAUCACCACGUCGUUCUCGUUUCUGUCGCGCGAGAACGAGAGGCGCGAAGAGAUUACAGUCUGUGUGUUUAUAUGCUUCCCGAUGCGGCGAACGAGACUGAGAUCAAAUAACGGUCGCUUUACCGUAAUAUAACAAUUCGAUCUGUGAGAAAUUAAGUGCGUGUCGUAAAAGUGCCUUUUCUGUCAUUAACGCACGCAAAAUGUUUCAGAGAGACGGAGCGAAAUUAAGACAGCGCAUAGGGAAAAGAUCGUCGGUCGAAUUACCUUACGAGAGCAAGAUCGCUUUGAAGAAGCAAGACGUACUGCCAAUCGAAACCCAGCAUCUCCUCUUUGUUUUGACAUUCUUUCUCUUUGUAUCGUUUAUUAUAAUCGUACUGGAGAGAAAUCUGCCUGAUCCGAUAACUAUUGAUACAGAGAGAUUGUAUCCAGGAAGAUUCGUAGCUGAACGUGCUCGCAAUCAUAUUGUGAAUCUAACAUCGAUCGGGCCUCGUAUCGCCGGAAGCUACGAGAAUGAAAUCUUAGCUGUUAAAUUUCUCACGACCAUAAUUAAUAAUUUGAUUAUAACAGCACACGAGAAUCAUAGGAUAGUCCUUAAUAUUACAAAGCAUAGUGGUGCAUUCCCACUUAAGUUUUUUGAUGGCAUGACUAAUGUUUAUAGAAACGUACAGAAUGUUAUUGUCAAAGUUGGACCUCAUAGGCCUACGACGUACAGCUUGUUGCUUAAUUGUCAUUUUGAUUCAUUUCUAGAGAGUCCGGGCGGUUCAGAUGAUGGUGCUGGUUGUGCUGUAAUGCUGGAGAUUUUACAAAUAAUUACUCAAAGCCCCAGAAUAUUGAAGCAUAAUAUUAUAUUUUUAUUUAAUGGCGCAGAAGAGAAUAUAUUGCAGGCAUCUCAUGGCUUUAUAACACAGCAUCCAUGGGCAAAGGAAGUUCAAACAUUUAUAAAUUUAGAAGCAUGCGGAGCCGGUGGUCGCGAAUUAUUAUUUCAGGCUGGACCUCACAAUCCUUGGAUGCUUGAGGUUUAUGCCAAAUCUGUGCCAUAUCCUUAUGCAUCAUCCUUAGCUCAGGAAAUAUUUGAGAGCGGCAUUGUACCUGGUGAUACAGACUUUCGGAUAUUUAGAGAUUUUGGAAAAAUUUCUGGCGUUGACUUUGCAUGGUCAAAAAAUGGCUAUGUGUACCAUACUAAGUUUGAUAAUGUUGAUCAGAUACCACUGGGAGCUUUGCAAAGAACCGGUGAUAAUAUUCUUGCAUUGACACAAGGGAUAAUAUUUGAAGAUCAUUUAUCAGAUCCGAAUAUGCAAGAGACACGGGGAAGUCUUGUAUUCUUCGACUUUUUGGGCGCAUUUGUUAUUAGAUGGUCACGAUACAUCGCCAAUACAAUUAAUAUUGCCAGUUUAAUUACAGCUGGGUACUCUAUCUAUUUGAAUAUGCAGAAUGCACGUAGAAAUAUUAAGAGAUGGACGUACAUGAGAUAUGUGACAAUGUGUGUUGGAGUAGUCAUCAUCUCAUGGUUGGCAUCCAUAUUUUCUUGUACGUUAAUUGCCCUGAUCUUGACUAAACUGGGAAAGGUAAUGAGUUGGUAUGCGAGACCGGCGUGGCUAUUUUUUUUAUACAUUUGUCCAACCACUUUCAUGUCGAUGAUUGUAUUCCUGCACAUCGGAUCAAGACAGAGGAAGGAAGUUAGCUCUGCAUGGAUCUUGUAUCAAAUGUACUGUGAUGCGUAUGCCAUAAUAUGGAUGACGGUUCUUUUCGUAUGUGUUUUAUUCGAGAUACGAUCGGGCUUUAUACCAUUGCAUUGGGUCUUGUUCCCAGCGAUUGGAAAUAUCGUGCGACAUUAUUUCUUCAAUAAAUGGAAAGACUGGAAAUGGCUUUGUUAUCAUUUGGGAUCAUUGAGCCUAUCCUAUAUACAAUCAUUUUACUUAUCGCUCGGUGCUCUCUAUCUCUUUAUCCCAAUAAUGGGAAGGUCCGGCGGCAGUAUUAAUUCCGAAGUCAUAGUAGCUAACAUGUUGUCAAUAUUAUUCUGUCUGCUAUUUAGUUACAUGUUGCCAAUAGUGCUUCUAAUAAAGAAUGCGGAACGAAUUAUAAAUGUCAUAGUCGGCAUUUUCUUAAUUGCUAUUGCUGUGUUAAUUUUAACACCGCUUGGAUUCCCUUACAGUGGUGAUCCAUUAUCGCCUGCCCCAGAACGAUUCAUGAUCGCGCACACUCAACGUCAAUUUUAUGAUGCAAAUGGUAGCGUUAGGUAUUCCGGUACAGGAUAUUGGUUAGUGGAUUUAGAUAUGAAUAGUCCUCACAGUGUAGAAUCGAUAGUACCUGAAGUGGCUGUCGCGACGCCAACAGUCAGAGACUGCGAGAAAGAAUUAUACUGCGGUUUUCCAUAUUUAAUGCCAGUCACAACUUUCUUAUGGAAAACGAGUUGGAUUCCUGGACCCGCUCCACUUAUAAGUAUACCUACAAAACUCGAGAUUAUUUCAAAGACUGCAAAACAGCAUAUGGUUAAUUUUACCUUUAAUGUUACAGGUCCUGAUCACAUAGGUAUAAUUCUAUCUCCAUAUAAAGGUGUUCAUUUAAAAAAAUGGUCUGUGAUUGAUGAGAAACCAUUGCAAGGUCCAAUGUGGAACGAUAGAGAGACUUAUUUCAUUUAUUAUGCAUGUGCCUCAGAUUGUAUACCAUAUACAUUUUCUAUCGAAUUGAAUGUGUCCAUCGCGCAGAAAGGCCCGUGUUUGUCGAUCGCGUUAGCCGGACACUUUUUACAUGGCGAACACCAAAGAUCUUUGAGAUUUAAGAAAUUUUUGGCGCAGUUUCCAUCGUGGACUGUCAUCGCUCCCUGGACAGCGACGUAUACAUCAUGGGAAUUUUAACGAGAACGGUAGUAGGAUAAUGAUGCGGUAAGUGCGGACUAAAAUGCAAAGCAAUAUUGUCCUACAAAAUAGAACAUCUCUCGAAAUAAUGAAGCCUAAUAAAACAGCGUUUGAGGUAUGAUUGAAACCUAAUAACAUGGCUAUAUAAUAUCGCUUGAAUAUCUUACAUUUAAUCUUUAAUAUUUCUUAAAAUAUUUCGACACUCGAAAAGUAUCGAGGAAGGUUAACGAAAUACAGUAAAGAAUGAAACGACGAAGCGUUCUCAUUCUGAGUUUAUAUGAAUUUUUUACUAGCGUAUUAUCGUUAACAGAGAUGAUGUCAAAUUAGCGUAAGAUAUUGAUUUAGAUUUAAAUUAUAUACAGAAAUAUCUUAUCAUUAUAUAUAUAUAGAGAGAGGAAGAGUGAAAAGGACAAAGAGAAAGAGAGAUAAUAUAGAUCGAGAAUAUUUGUCCAAAUGCUUAAGAAAGUGAUAGCUACAAUUAUUUUUCAUAGAAUAAAACGUACAGUAAUAUUGCAUAUCAUAAGCACGAUUUAGAAUAAUUCUACGCACUAUUUUUCGAUUUUAUAAUUUCUACAAAUAUUUAAAAAAUCAAAAUCUAGAAAUAUUAAAUGAUAACAUAGAAACUGUGAUUGCAUGAUAUACGCUCUCUUAGUACACUUCAAAUACAGAUUUAAAUAUCGAUACUAGUUCAAGUUGCCAUCCCAAAAUCCGAUAAAUCAACUACUAAUUGCAUCAUUAGUGUAUUGUGCAUGAAUUAUACAAGAACCAUUUGAACUGUUUAAACUGUUUAGAUUGUUUUAUGCUUUUGAAUACCUUAGAGUUUGCGAAUUUGAAAAUUCACGAUUUAAUCGGCCAUAGCUGCUAUUUGACAUAAAAUACAACUCAAUGCUAUCAUCAGAACAUCAUGAAAACAUCAAACUUUCCUCAUAAAUAGACAAUAUAAAUGACAAGUAAAUAGUAUUUUACAUUGUAAUACUUUAGAUGUGACAAACAAAAGUUAUUUGAGAUAAAAUUAAAUAUUUGAAGUUUUAUAUUUUGAAUAGUAUAAUCAAAGAAA